This is a messenger RNA of Lindgomyces ingoldianus, 1490 nucleotides long. RefSeq names its product SET domain-containing protein. The transcript is spliced from 3 exons. Gene Ontology annotation, molecular function: protein binding; protein-lysine N-methyltransferase activity. Gene Ontology annotation, cellular component: nucleus. The record is from RefSeq and is a predicted model, not a curated record. The coding region runs from base 72 to 1472 and encodes 466 amino acids. Gene Ontology annotation, biological process: peptidyl-lysine monomethylation. Lineage: Eukaryota; Fungi; Ascomycota; Dothideomycetes; Pleosporales; Lindgomycetaceae.
CAAUAACCCAGCCCCAGCCACAGACAGUAAUCUCCUCGCCUCCUCACGCACACACUCUCGCGUCCGAUCCUAUGGAAAGCUGGCUGAAACAAUCUGGAGCGUCAGGUUUGGACGACGUCGAGCUUGCCGACUUCUCGGAUACUGGGCGCGGUGUCAGAACGCUGCGGCGAUUCAAGGAAGGAGAAGAGAUUCUCACCAUUCCACAUGGCGUUCUCUGGACAGUGGAACACGCAUAUGCUGAUCCCAUCCUUGGGCCAGCCCUUCUCUCUACGCGACCGCCCUUGUCUGUCGAUGACACCUUGGCUACGUAUAUUCUCUUUGUCCGAUCGCGCGGGUCGGGAUACGAUGGCAUGGGAAGCCAUGUGGCAGCGCUGCCUGCGAGCUAUACUUCGAGUAUCUUCUUUGCGGAGGCCGAGCUGGAAGUUUGCGCGGGAACUUCGCUCCACACUAUUACGAAGCAGUUGCAUCGACAGAUCGAGGAUGACUAUAGGGGAUUAGUAGUGCGACUGUUUGAACAACAUCAAGAACUGUUUCCACGCGACAAAUUCACUAUCGAAGACUACAAAUGGGCACUCUGCACCGUGUGGAGUCGUGCGAUGGAUUUUAAGCUGCCCGAUGGAGAUUCGAUUCGACUUUUGGCGCCCUUCGCGGACAUGUUGAACCACUCGUCGGAGGUUGGGCAGUGUCACGUCUACGAUGUCUUGUCUGGGGACCUCUCUGUUCUUGCCGGGAAAGACUACGAACUGGGAGAUCAGGUUUUCAUCAAUUAUGGGCCUAUUCCAAACAAUCGCCUUUUACGUCUCUAUGGCUUUGUCGUGCCCGGUAAUCCCAACGACAGCUAUGACCUCGUUCUCACGACGCAUCCUAUGGCGCCAUUUUUUGAGCAAAAGCACAAUCUCUGGGUAUCGGCUGGGCUCGAUUCGACCUCUACCAUCUCUCUCACUCUCACCGAUCCGCUACCAAGUAGCGUCCUUCGAUACCUCCGUAUUCAACGGCUACACCAAUCUGAUCUUGCUUUAAUAGCGCAUCAUAAAAGCGAUGUUCCAGUUGAGAAAAUCAGCGAUUCAAACGAAGUGGAAGUCCUGCGGUUUCUAAUAGAAUCGAUCUCUGGUCUUCUUGAUGGUUUCAGAACUCAACUAGAAAAGCUGGAAGAGCAACUCGCAGAGGGGUUCUAUUCUCCGGAAAGGAACGCAUGGUUGGCGGCGCACGUCAGCUUGGGUGAACAGCGGGUACUGAGAUUGACGAGAGAGACAGCGGAGAAUUUGUUGGCGGAGGUAGAGAGCGGAAGUGGAAAUAAGAGGGGUCCGUUGUCGGCACCAGCCCAAUGCGCCAAGUGCAAAAAGGUUUCUGUGCAGCUGAUGCGGUGCGGAAGGUGCAACGCGGUCAUGUACUGUGGGCGGGCAUGCCAGGUCGCCCAUUACGGAGAUCACAAGGCAAUGUGUCAAGCUACAGCUUCUAGGAAUGGUUCUUAAAGGAAUUAAAAGAGAAGU